Nannospalax galili (Upper Galilee mountains blind mole rat) is the source of this 2241-nucleotide messenger RNA. Its product is annotated as UDP-glucuronosyltransferase 2B15-like. NCBI's taxonomy places the organism in Eukaryota, Metazoa, Chordata, Mammalia, Rodentia, Spalacidae. Bases 69 to 1661 code for a protein of 530 amino acids. The record is from RefSeq and is a predicted model, not a curated record. The transcript is spliced from 6 exons. Gene Ontology annotation, molecular function: UDP-glycosyltransferase activity.
AACUUACUGGUCAGUUUCUACUCAGAUACAAGGACAGACAACAACAGAGGGAAACCAAAGCUGAAGAGAUGGCUAUGAAAUGGAUUCCAGCUGUGCUGCUGCUGCAGAUGAGUUGUUGCUUCAGAUCUGGGAACUGUGGGAAGGUGUUGGCAUGGCCUAUGGAAUGCAGGCACUGGAUGAACUUAAAGAUAAUACUGGGCGAACUUGUAGAGAGGGGCCAUGAAGUGACUGUUCUGAGACCAUCAGCUUCCAUUUUUCUUGAUACCAGCAAAUCAUCUGGCCUUAAAUUUGAAGUGUUUCCUACAUCUGUCAGUAAAGAAGAUCUGGAAUUAUUUUUCACCAAUGUGGUGAAUGUGUGGACACACAAGGUGUCGAGAGAUACAUGCUUGGCAUAUUCUCCAAUACUGCAAAACCUGUUUACAGAAUAUUCUGAUAUUUGCCAAAGUAUUUGUAAAGAUGCUGUUUUGAACAAAAAACUUAUGACCAAAUUACAGGAAUCCAAGUUUGACGUCGUGCUUUCAGAUGCCCUCGCUCCCUGUGGUGAGCUAAUAGCUGAGUUGCUGAGUACACCUUUGGUGUACAGUCUCCGCUUCACUCCUGGGUACACAAUAGAGAAGUACAGUGGAGGACUCCCACAUCCGCCCUCCUACGUGCCUAUGAUUCUGUCAACAUUAAGUGGUCAAAUGACAUUCAUGGAGAGACUUCAUAAUAUGAUAUGCAUGCUUUAUUUUGACUUUUGUUUCCAGACAUUUAAUAAGAAGAAAUGGGAUCAGUUUUACAGUGAAAUUUUGGGAAGGCGCACAACCAUAGCUGAGAUAAUGAGUAAGGCAGAAAUGUGGCUCAUUCAGUCCUACUGGGAUCUGGAGUUUCCUCGCCCGACCUUACCAAAUGUUGACUUUGUUGGAGGACUUCACUGCAGACCUGCCAAACCCUUGACUAAGGAGAUGGAAGAGUUUGUCCAGAGCUCUGGAGAAGAUGGUAUUGUCAUAUUCUCUCUGGGGUCAAUGGUCAGGAACAUGACAGAAGAAAAGGCAAACAUAAUUGCAUCAGCCCUUGCACAGAUCCCACAAAAGGUUCUUUGGAGAUUUGAGGGCAAGAAACCAGACAGUUUGGGACCGAAUACCCGGUUGUACAAGUGGAUCCCCCAGAAUGACCUUCUUGGUCAUCCAAAAAUGAAAGCCUUUAUAACUCAUGGUGGAACCAAUAGCCUCUAUGAGGCAAUCCAUUAUGGGAUCCCUGUGGUGGGCAUUCCAUUAUUUGGAGAACAACAUGAUAACAUUGCUAAUAUGGUGGCUAAAGGAGCAGCUGUUGAAUUAAAUUUCCAAACAAUGACAAGGUCAGAUUUGCUCAAUGCAUUGGAGGCAGUCAUUUACGACCCUUCCUAUAAAGAGAAUGUAAUGUGGCUAUCAACCAUUCACCAUGACCAGCCUAUGAAGCCCCUGGACAGAGCUGUCUUCUGGAUUGAGUUUGUCAUGCGCCACAAAGGGGCCAAACACCUGAGGCCACUUGCCUACAACCUCACCUGGUACCAGUACCACUCUCUGGAUGUGAUUGCAUUCCUGCUGUUCUGUGUGGCAUCCCUUGCUUUCCUUGCCAUAAAAUGUUGCUUGUUUAUUUAUCAACACUUUGUGAAGAUGGAAAAGAAAAAAAAAAAAGAAUGAGUAAAAUGCUUCGAGACCUAACUGCACGAUCUAAGCUCUUGCAUUAGAGCUAAGACUCUUCCACUGCAUCCCAGCAAUGUGGAUGAAGGUCUGGCCAUGUUUUUGAAGAUCUUUAGCUACUUGAUUUACAUGUUUUACAUCUGUUUAACAUUAAUAUAUGUACAAGUAUAAAUCUUAAUUUCCUUAAAUCUUUUAUUUAGUGUGACUUGCACAUGUAAUAAUUUGGAAAGCAAUGACAUUCAUUGAAACAUCAGCUUGUUCAGUGGAGUAGCAUAGGAAGCCUGAUGUUUACAUUGUGCAUCUGAGGAAAUGUCAUCCUUUUCAUAAAAGGUAACCAAAUGGUCUAACUAUGCCUAUCACUGGAUACAAGAACCUGAACUGCCUGAUAAGGGGCAGGGAUUUUUUUUUUCAAACUAUUGAAGAGGUGGGGUGAGCAUGACUUUGGUAUAAAUGAACCCCAUUCAGUAAGACACAGGUAACUGGCAUUUCUGUAUAAAUAAAAAUAAGGAGAAACAAAGACACAGGAAUUGAAAAUGAUAUUUGUAAAUGGAAAAUUACAAAAUAAAGAAGUUGAAAAUUA